CCCUUAUCGUUUGUGUUUCUAAGGUACCAUCAAAAUAUUUAAUACCAAAGAUGUCAACUCUAGUUCAGCAAGCAGCUGAAAUUCACAAUAAUGGGAGUGACACGGGAGGCCAGCCACAGAUCCCUGAAAAUGUAGAGCUGUAUCAGCCAUAUGAAGGCAACCAAAUCACUCUUCCAGAGAAGGCCCAAUGCCUUGCAGUGAAAGCUUUUCUGAAGAUGUGUGACAUCCCGUUCCACAUCAUGCUACGCAGCAAUGCAGAGCAAAUGUCUCCUUCAGGUGCUGUACCUUUCAUCAAGGCUGGGGCUGACAUUGUAUCAGAGUUUGACCCCAUUGUAGAAUAUGUUUCAAAGAAGGGACUGUCUCUAUCAGAGGAGCUGAGUGGAGGUCAAAAGUCAGAGAUGAAGGCAUACAUGGCUCUUUCUAUCAACAGGCUCUAUCUAGCAGAGAUGUACUUAUCAUGGAAUGUGAAAGAGACUGCCGAUCAGAAAACUAAACAGAGGUAUGGGUCCCCCUACCCUUGGCCUCUGUCACUCAUCCUACCCUACCUGAAGCAGAGAGAAGCCAUCUCAUAUCUCAAGGCUCAUAACAGCUGGCAAGACUUCUUACCAGAUCAGGUUUAUGAUGAAGUGAACCUCUGUUGCAAAGCUCUUUCAGACAAACUUGGUGGAGAGCAAUACUUUUUCUUAGACAGACCCACCGAGUUGGAUGCAUUGGUGUAUGGACAUCUUAAGACUCUUCAGAUGAUGGAGGCAGAAGACAAACGUCUUGCAGACAUGGUCAACAAGUACCCCACCCUGGUCCAUUUCUGUGACCGUAUCCGAGACAGGUACUUCAUUGAGAGGGAGAGAAGCAGGUGAUGCAAGCAAUGACCUUUGACCCCAGAGAGUCUGUCAUGAGCGGUGAUGAUUUGCUUCUAGAUGCUAUCAUAAGAACAUUUUUAUCAACCAGAGUCUAUUGCAUGUUCGCCCAUUAUGUAUUGUGCAGGAGAUGUUUCAGGGCUGAGACUCUUUAUUUGUACAUGAGAGCAUGUGGUUGACAUCUCAUGAUCUCCAAUUGUGGACACUUGCUUGCCGUGUUUCUUAAUAAAAUGGAUUCAUGUAUAGUUAUAUUGAAAAGCUAAGCAAAAUUUAAAAGCGUUUGUUUGAGAUCAAAUAAUCAAAAUGAUCAAACGUGUCAACUUCUGUAUAUAGUAUGGCAUGUCUAUUUAAUUGUCUUCACACAAUAAUAAAGUUAUAAUAAAAAGAAGUAGAAAAUUGCUUUUGUGAGUGCUAGAUAUAUUAUUGGUGAUUAUCAUGCAGCAAUAUUCUUAGCCAGGAUUAUCUCCAAGACUGAAAUUUAUUUCAGUCUCAAAGCAGCUCAUUACAAAAUUAUGUGAGAGGUAGGCUUUGUGAUCAGAACCCUUGAAAAAUAGAAUACCUUUAUACAUAUAAUUCAAAAAAAUAUACAAAUAUCGUAGUGAGAAUGUUUUCCCUUUGAAUUCUAAGAAUGCAAUAUAACAUGUAUAUAUAAUGGUGCAUAUUUAGAUUUACAUGUGUAAGAUUUUCUUCUUACCAGAAGAUUUUAUGAUGUAAAUGUAAAUUAUUUUCUAAUUCUUUGAUCUAUGGUUGGUCUAUGGAUUUCAGCUAAAAGAUUCAGAAUAGUAUGAAAAACAAUUUAUCAUCAUUAAAGAUGAAACAAACCUGAAUUUGAGACAUAUUUCAGUUGAUAUUUUCUUUGGCGUAUCUGCACUGGCAUUCUUCAAGAGUUGCUUUCAUGAUGCAGAGAUACAUGUACAUGUACUUGUAUGUACAUGCAACUUACUUUAAAUACAUUAAAGGUAUGUACAUGUAAAUUA
Messenger RNA from Strongylocentrotus purpuratus (purple sea urchin), 1834 nucleotides. RefSeq names its product metaxin-2 (gene mtx2). Gene Ontology annotation, biological process: mitochondrion organization. The record is from RefSeq and is a predicted model, not a curated record. The transcript is spliced from 8 exons. The coding region runs from base 51 to 857 and encodes 268 amino acids. Gene Ontology annotation, cellular component: SAM complex. NCBI's taxonomy places the organism in Eukaryota, Metazoa, Echinodermata, Echinoidea, Camarodonta, Strongylocentrotidae.